Hyaloperonospora brassicae is the source of this 1128-nucleotide messenger RNA. Lineage: Eukaryota; Oomycota; Peronosporomycetes; Peronosporales; Peronosporaceae. The record is from the annotation of a GenBank genome assembly.
AUGCCAUCCGGUGACUUCCCAACCGCUUCCGCUGUCAAGAAGAGCAGUUUACACGCGACGUGGCACACUGCAGCGGAAAAAAUCGUGGCAGCCGACUUCCUACUGAUCGCAACAGGCGCUGGAUUUUCGGCCGACUCGUCUUUGCCCGUUUACGCGGACAUUGCUAAAGUGGACGCUUACGACAAAAUGGGCGUGGAAUACCACGAUCUCUGUGAUCCGUUCAUGCUCGAGCAAGACGAAGACCUUUUCUAUGGCUUUUGGGGCAGCUGUACGAAUUCGUACCGAGAUGCGAAACACCAUCGAGGAUACGAGAUUCUGCUCAAGUGGAGAGACGCUGUUCGAACAAAAGGCCGAACUGACCGAGCGAGCAAUCUGGUUGAAAAGCGAACCAAGUUUCGAGCCGCUUUUGACCGACUGAGCCAGUGUGGAGCUCUUCCAGCUGGUGUGACGUCCGAGUCCGUGACGAACGACCCCUUCUUUGUCUACACGUCGAAUGUGGACUCGCACUGGACGCGAGAUUUCGAAACAAACGAAGUGUAUGAGCUGCACGGCAACGUGGAGACGUGGCAGUGUGCAGGUGAUGUCGAGACCAGCGCUCGAGAGCCGUGCAAAACGACCUGGACGCUGCCUGUCGACUUCCGCUUUGAUCUGGAUGCGACAACGAUGAGAGCGCCUGGCGCAGCGGCAACGACUUGUCCUGAGUGCGGGGGCAAAGGACGUCCAAACGUACUGAUGUUCCGCGAUCGCCAAUGGAUUGCAAACGUGUCGGAAGAGAACCGCUACAUUGCAUGGGAAUCAGUGAUGGAGCUCAUACUUCAAGAAGACCCUUUGCUGAACCUGGUCGUGCUCGAAAUAGGCUGCGGAACACGGGUUCCAUCUGUCCGGAGAGAAACCGAAAUGGUCGUUGCAGAUGUGAUAGAGGGCUGCGGUCGUCCGCAAGCGACACUCAUUCGAGUCAACCCUGACAAUGCUUCUUGCACCAACCCGCUUAUUGUUGCGAGCAAGUGUUUCCUCUCCAUCCCGUCCAGAGGCCUAGAAGCUUUAGAAGCCAUUGACCGAGAGCUCAGUAAUUUACAGCAGCAGAAAACCUGCGGGAGUGAACGAAGCUGGACCACGGCGGACUUUUGA